AUGGAUUCCCGGGUGCGUGCGCAUCGCCUACCUGGGGAACUCAUGGCACCAGGAUGCACUACGGGAAGAAGGCAAGCCGAAUGUAUUGUGCUUGUUUUGCCUCUGCUCAUGCUCUCCUUCAGGGAGUGUGCAAGUGUCAACGACACAAUCAGAAUUAUCAGUCCGUUUCCCAAUUUGAUCUCUGUGUCUAAUAGACAGAUCUGGGGAACCUGGGGCACAUGGAAGUGGUGUCCUACAGGCACCUAUGCUACUGGCUUUAGCCUCAAGGUGAGUACAAAUCAGGGGAUUUAUUAUGACACAGCCCUAAAUGGAAUCGCUCUUUACUGCUCUAAACCCAUCGGUUCCAACGGUAACGAUGGGAGCUACACAACUGUCAGAUCUGAUGUAAGCUGGGGGUCUUGGACACAGAACCUUUGGUGCCCCAGUGGAGUGCUAACAUCUUUCCAACUGCAAGUACAAAGUUAUCAGGGAUGGGCCUUGGAUGAUAGCACUGCUAACAACAUAAGAUAUUUAGUAACAAAAAGUUCCUGGAGCUCACUUUGUGGUGGAACUGGGAUUUGUGGUAUCCAAACAAAAGUGGAGUCGCCUCAGGGCAUAGGGGAUGACACCAGUCUUAAUAAUGCCCGCUUCUUUUGCUGCUACUAAGCAUGGAUUGACAAGAGAAGAACAAGAACAACAACUAAAGUAAACAAUCUUUUUAUUUCUCAUGAAAUCAAAUAUCUGAGUUAAUUAUAGUAAUAUCAUUUUUUACUAAUCACAAAAAUGUACUCACUGAUGAUUUAGUCAGAUUUGUUAUCCUGCUUAUCCUGUACUUUAAUGGAAAGUAAGUUUUAAAUUAAUUAAAGAAAU
This is a messenger RNA of Hemibagrus wyckioides, 849 nucleotides long. Its product is annotated as vitelline membrane outer layer protein 1-like. The record is from RefSeq and is a predicted model, not a curated record. NCBI's taxonomy places the organism in Eukaryota, Metazoa, Chordata, Actinopteri, Siluriformes, Bagridae. Bases 1 to 645 code for a protein of 214 amino acids. The transcript is spliced from 8 exons.